CCACAGAAACACAAUAAAGAAUAGCCGACAAGGGCUUCUCAAUUAACGUUCUAUGUCCGUGCACGUAAUCGCAAACCGUACACUGCAGUUGUGCAAAGAAGUUCAUCGUGGUCGCUUCGACUGCCAAUCGAUUGAAAAAUUUUUGAAAAAUCUCAUAACGAUUGUAAUCGUCAUAUCUAUAAUAUAAUUUGUAUUUAUAGUGUCGUUCAAAAAAUAAUUUUUUUACAUCCUAAUCGUAUAAUCGUACAUGACAAUCGAAAAUAGAUCGCAGACAGGAUGUCAGAGAUCUCGCAAACAACAUUAAUUGCCGAGGACAUGUCAGACCGAAGGCUAGACUUAUAAGCGAUCUUAUUACCGGAGUUACGGCGAACAGUCGCGAGACAUACGUGAAAUAGGAAGGAUGGACAGAUGGGCAGGGAAGGUGGCCGUGGUAACGGGUGCAAGUGCCGGAAUUGGGGCCGCGAUCGUCAAGCAAUUGCUCACUCAUGGGAUGGUGGUAGCAGGUCUUGCCAGAAGAGUAGAAAAGAUAAAAGAAUUGGAGCAAGGGUUGGAAGAAUGUACGGGAAAGCUGUACGCCGUAGAAUGCGAUGUAUCAAAAGAGGAAAGCGUGAUCGCAGCUUUCGCGUGGGUUCAAGAAAAUCUUGGCCCUGCAAAUGUAUUGAUCAACAAUGCUGGAAUAACAAAAGAAUCUUCUCUUAUAGAUGGCAAUUUAGAAGAUUGGCACUCUGUCUUCGACGUGAACGUUUUCGGAUUGUGCCUCUGCACUAAGGAAGCAAUUCGCAUGAUGCGAGAAACAGGAGGCGAAGGUGUCAUAAUAAACAUAAACAGCCUUGCAGGUGAAAGAGUGCCUUUCAUACCUGGAUUCUCCGUUUAUCCAGCUUCAAAAAGAGCUAUCGCUGCUCUGGCGCAAACAUUGCGACACGAGUUGACGGGAACCCAAAUCAGGGUUACGGGUAUUAGUCCAGGUCUAGUAGCUACAGAGCUAAUGGUAUCUUACAGUACGUAUUCCGAGGAAGCGUUAGCAUCAUUUCCUACAUUGGAUCCAGAAGACGUCGCAACAGCUGCAAUAUAUAUUUUAUCAUGUGCCCCGCAUGUUGUCGUAAGUAUAAUUAUCCACUCUUUGAUAAUUGACGAAAAUUCAAAAUGAUAUAAAAAAUCUUCGAAAAAAAUAUAUAUAUAUAUAUAUUAUUACAGAUUAUCACACAGACUUGAAUCAACAAAUAUUAAGUACAUAAAUUAUACAUGUGAUAAUGAAUUACAUUUAAAUAUAUUUUCAAAAUCGAUUCUCUUGAAAACAAAAUUUUUUUUAAAUAUAUUCCGUACUCUUCAUUUUCGAUUUAUUUAUUUAUUUUUUUUAUUAUUAGAAAAUCAUAUCUUGAUGAUAGCACAUAUUAUAAUAUCUUAUAUUUAUGAAAUAAAUUCUAUGUAUUAUGCACUAAUAUCAUUUUUAAAUUAUAUUUUCAGGUCCAAGAUAUUAUUCUGAGACCUUUGGGCGAGUCUUGGUAAUUAAUAUAUGAAAGCAUUCAAGAUUUAGUUAUACUUUAGAAUUAUUCGUUUCUAAUUAUUGCACAAACGAUUGUUAUAGAGAGAAAGAAAAUAUUUAUACAUAUUAUCAAUUGAAAGUUUUGAAGCACUUAUUUAGUUGUUAAUUAAUAAUUAAUAAUUGUUAUACCUUAUAAAAAUUCUUUAAACUAACUUAAUAACUUAAUACAUCCAAUACUGAUAUAUUAUUUGAAAAUUUUAACUUUUAUUCUUUGAUUAAAAUUUUUAAUUUUUUUCAUGAGAAUUUCAAUGAGAAAAGUUUAGAAAAUUUUUUUAAAUUAAUUUUAAAAAAAAAUAAAAGAAUUCUAUAUUUUAUUAAAUUUUUAUCCAAUAGUGUACGUAUCAAAGAUGAUGAAGUUUGCAGAGAUACAUAUAAAUGACAGAUCUAUACAUA
Apis cerana (Asiatic honeybee) is the source of this 1936-nucleotide messenger RNA. RefSeq names its product farnesol dehydrogenase. Lineage: Eukaryota; Metazoa; Arthropoda; Insecta; Hymenoptera; Apidae. The record is from RefSeq and is a predicted model, not a curated record. Gene Ontology annotation, molecular function: oxidoreductase activity.